AUGAUGAACGGAGGGUCUCCCGGUAUGGGUCAACACAAACACGCAGAAUGCACAACCGAGCCGGCGGUCAUCGCAGUUCACUUGGCGGCUAAAAGGGACGAGCCGCAGCCCGCCAGAACCGAGACCCGAAGAGAGAAGUUUCAAAGGACGACAUUCUCUGACCAAUCAGUGGCUAGCAGUCUGUUAACGUCGCAUUUUAGUAUUGGCUCAGCUCGCUUGGAACCUAGCCAGAGCAACUACAUCCUCAACUUCCUGCGCACGUCAGAGCUGACACUGCCUUGAGACUUCAAGGAUACCGAGCUGCUCAGGAAGGAGGAUGACUUCUAUCAGAUUGAGCCCCUGAUCCAGUCCCUAUGAGACCCCAAACCCCAUCUGCCCUAUCCCACCUAUACCUGCGAGGAGGUGGUGAAGUACUCCAAGCCUGUCGCAGUGAUCAUCACCCGGCUCACCAUCACCACCAAGUCACAUGACUCGUUCUGUCUUGUCUUUAGGUCUGUGUUGCAGUCCAUCUCCAUAAGUUUCAUAGAGUGGAACAAACACAUGAUGGACACCAGAGACAACCAGGUGUCCUUCACCUUCGGACUAUGUCACCACCAACAGGAAGUCAGCCUGCGUCACCUGCUUAACUUUAUCUCCAAAGCUGGUUUCAGGAUACUUCACACACGUGUUCACCACAUGAGCGAACGAGCCAAUGAGAACACAGUCGAACACCACUGGACGUUCUGCUGA
Messenger RNA from Scomber scombrus (Atlantic mackerel), 729 nucleotides. RefSeq names its product potassium channel tetramerization domain containing 6a (gene kctd6a). Lineage: Eukaryota; Metazoa; Chordata; Actinopteri; Scombriformes; Scombridae. The record is from RefSeq and is a predicted model, not a curated record.